AUGGCGCUGAAUUCAGAGACUGUUAGUGCGGAUGAAUUAAAAAGAUUAACUGUAAUCAAGCUUGAAUAUAUCCAUUCUUCUUUGCAAAAUAACAGUUUAGAAGUGAAUGAAAUUCUUGAGGAAUUGGAGCUUACAUUCGAAGCAUUACAUGUUUUGGAUUCUAAUGUAAGAAUACCUGAAGACUUCUUUCGUGAUUUACUGACCGCCAAAAGAAUCCUGGAAAAAAAUGCCAAAACAUGCUCACGAACCCCUAAGGUAUUCACUGGAACAGCUGGACGUCCUUCCUAUGAAAUAUCCAAAGAGCAACUCGAAGCUCUUUUGGAUGUUGGGUUUAAUGUUGGUCAAAUUGCUGAGAUGUUACAAGUUGGAAAGCGAACAAUUGAACGUCGUAUUUCUCAAUUCGGUGUGUCAGCUCGGGCCUUUAGUGGUAUCUCCAAUGACGAACUGGAUUCUGUUGUUCGUGAAAUCAAGUUGUUUUACCCAAACCUUGGAUCAAAAAACCUCGCCGGUCACUUAGCUUCCCGCAACAUUAAAGUUCCACGAGCACGGAUAAGAGAUUCCCUUAGGCGUGUUGACCCCCUAGGAGUAGCUGCGAGAAAGUGCCAGUCAAUUCAUCGCAGGGUGUAUUGUGUCUCUCGUCCAUUGGCUUUGUGGCACUUCGAUGGAAACCACAAACUUAUAAGGUGGCGGUUUGUCGUGCACGGUUGUGUCGAUGGUUACACAAGAAUUCCUGUAUUCUUACAUUGCCACACAAAUAACGAAGCAAGAACAGUCCUUCAAAGUUUUUUAUGUGCUGUUCAAGAAUGGGGUUUACCGUCCCGGGUUCGAUGUGAUCAGGGCGGAGAAAAUGUUGAUGUUGUUGAGUACAUAAUCAAUAAACGAGGCACCGAUAGAGGUUCUGCUUUGGUUGGAAGAAGUGUGCACAACCAAAGGAUAGAACGGCUGUGGAGAGAUGUCUACAGGGAUGUGUUAGAUUUAUUCUACGGUAUUUUUAUGUCAAUGGAAGAUAUUGGUUUGCUUGAUCCAAUAAAUGAAAUAGAUGUAUGGUGCUUACACUACUGCUUCUGCCAUGUGAUUAACACAAAACUGAAAUCAUGGGCUAAUGCAUGGAUAAGACACCCUUUGAGUUCUGAGCAAAAUAAAACCCCACUUCAACUCUGGGUUCAGGGGAAUUUUGAGAAUGCAGAAAGAGCUCUCCAGGAUCAAAGCAUGGUAGGUGAUGAUUAUGGUGUAGACUGGGAUGGUCCGGCAAGUUCGGAUGCUUAUUAUGAACAGGGUGUUGAAGUUGCCGAAACCAACAGUCCUUUAUCUCAGCAACAGUUGGAUCAACUUAAUGCUGAGUUCGUGCGGAAUUGCCCAAUUAAUCCUACCCCCUUGGAGUCUGUCAGUAGCUAUCAAUUCGUGAAAAAUUUUACAUUACAAUGUAUCAGAGAUGAAAAUAUCAAUAUUAUUGUGUAA
Molecule: messenger RNA, 1458 nt
Organism: Paramuricea clavata
Lineage: Eukaryota; Metazoa; Cnidaria; Anthozoa; Malacalcyonacea; Plexauridae
Source: the annotation of a GenBank genome assembly